CUGCAGCACCUCCUCCAGCUGCAGCAGCAGCAGCAGUGAAGGAGGAAGAGUAUGUGGUGGAGAAGGUUUUGGACUGCAGAGUGGUGAAGGGAAGAGUAGAGUUUCUGCUGAAAUGGAAGGGGUUCUCAGAUGAGGAUAACACAUGGGAGCCGGAAGACAACCUGGACUGCCCUGACCUUAUCACCGAGUACAUGCAGAAGGAGAAGGAGAAGGAGGGCAAGAGGAAAGUUGUCAGUGAGGCCUCGGGAGACUCAGAGGAGCAAGGAAGUAAGAGGAAGAAGGAGGAGAAACGGAGAGGAGGAGAGGAACCCAAACAUCACCACUGUCAACACUGUGACAAAUCCUUCACAUCAUCGAAAUAUUUAAAGAUUCAUCAGAGAGUUCACACUGGAGAGAAUCUACACAGCUGUGAUCAAUGUGGGGCAGCUUUCACACUACAGAGUAACCUAAAAAUACAUCAACUCAUUCACACUGGAGAGAAGCCGUACAGCUGUGAUCAAUGUGGGGCGGCUUUCACACUACAGAGUAACCUAAAAUUACAUCAACGCAUUCACACUGGAGAAAAACCUUACAGCUGUGAUCAAUGUGGGGCGGCUUUCACACUACAGAGUAACCUAAAAAGACAUCAACUCAUUCACACUGGAGAGAAGCCGUACAGCUGUGAUCAAUGUGGGGCGGCUUUCACACUACAGAGUAACCUAAAAUUACAUCAACGCAUUCACACUGGAGAAAAACCUUACAGCUGUGAUCAAUGUGGGGCGGCUUUCACACUACAGAGUAACCUAAAAUUACAUCAACGCAUUCAUACUGGAGAGAAGCCAUACAGCUGUGACCAAUGUGGGGUGGCUUUCACACAACAGAGUUCCCUAAAAUUACAUCAAAGCAUUCAUACUGGAGAGAAGCCUUACAGCUGUGAACAAUGUGGGAAAACUUUUUCUGAGAGUGGUAACCUUAAAAGACACCAGCGCAUUCACACUGGAGAGAAGCCGUACAGCUGUGAAUUAUGUGGUAAAACCUUUUCUCUGAGCGGUAGCCUAGAAAUCCACCGACGUUUUCACACUGGAGAGAAGCCGUACUGGUGUGAUCAAUGUGGGAAAACUUUUUCUCACAGUAGUAACCUUAAAUCUCAUCAGCUCAUUCACACUGGAGAGAAGCCGUACUGGUGUGAACAAUGUGGGAAAACUUUUUCUCACAGUAGUAACCUUAAAUCUCAUCAGCUCAUUCACAUUGGAGAGAAGCCGUACUGGUGUGAACAAUGUGGGAAAACUUUUUCUCAGAGUGGUAACCUUAAAAGACACGAGCUCAUUCACACUGCCUCGUAGUGAACAUGUUUCAGAGCCAAGCUGUUUCCUCCUGCCUCCUCCUCAUGCCCUGAUAGCUGUGUUGUUAUAUUUUGAUCUUCUCUCCACAUUGAAGGCUGACCA
This is a messenger RNA of Perca flavescens (yellow perch), 1424 nucleotides long. RefSeq names its product zinc finger protein 239-like. The transcript is spliced from 3 exons. Gene Ontology annotation, molecular function: DNA-binding transcription factor activity; RNA polymerase II cis-regulatory region sequence-specific DNA binding. Gene Ontology annotation, biological process: regulation of transcription by RNA polymerase II. NCBI's taxonomy places the organism in Eukaryota, Metazoa, Chordata, Actinopteri, Perciformes, Percidae. The coding region runs from base 192 to 1322 and encodes 376 amino acids. The record is from RefSeq and is a predicted model, not a curated record.